Messenger RNA from Penicillium crustosum, 216 nucleotides. RefSeq lists its product as uncharacterized. Gene Ontology annotation, biological process: mycotoxin biosynthetic process. The transcript has a single exon. The coding region runs from base 1 to 216 and encodes 71 amino acids. NCBI's taxonomy places the organism in Eukaryota, Fungi, Ascomycota, Eurotiomycetes, Eurotiales, Aspergillaceae. The record is from RefSeq and is a predicted model, not a curated record.
AUGAUUUUAAAGUGCUGGGGAGAUGUUGGUGCCGUUACACUCUAUUAUAAUGGCGAUACAACCACCGAAGAAGGGUCGUUCAGGGACGUGUCAUUUGAUUUUGGAACACUGCAUUACUGUCGGAAUUUCGAGACCAUAGACAAAUGGACCAAGGAUAACGGCUUAAAGGGCGUGGUCAUGGAUAAUCUGUGGUGGGGAGGAAACAAUAUCGCCUAG